AUGGACAUGCUCUUUCUUCAGGUGAAUGCGCUCUCCGACUCGCUCACUCCUAAGUUGGGGAACCUGGAGAGUCUCAAGUUGAUGGAUCUGCCCAACAAAGUUCUCUCCGGCGAAGUUCCGACGAGUUUUGUGGAGCUCAAGAAUCUAACUCUGCUUAGAGCUACAGCUCCUCCUUCUUUGUUUGUGAUAUGCGUAAUCACUUUCACGGGGUCAUCCAUUAUGCAACAUAACCACUGNUUCGGCCCAAUCCCCGCCUCCUUCUCUGCACUCUCCGCCCUCCGCCAUCUCAACCUCUCCAACAACGCCUUCAACUCCAUUGUCCCCUCCAACCUCGCCCGCCUUGCUAAUCUCCAAGUUCUUGAUCUCUACAACAAAAACAUGACUGGUCCCUUCCCCCUCGCCAUCGUCGCCAUGCUCCUCCUCUGUCAUUUUCACCUCGGUAGCAACUUUUUCUCCGGCCAGAUCCCUCCCAAGUAUGGCACCUGGCAACACCUAACGAACUCAUGGGAAACAUCUCCCGGAGCUUGGAAACCUCACCGUGCUUCGCGAGCUCUACAUUGGCUACUACAACGCUUACUCCUACGGCAUCCCGUUGGAGAUUGGAAACUUGUCCCAGCUUGUCCGUUUCGACGCCGCGUAUUGCAGACUCUCCGGCGAUAUUCCGGCUGA
Messenger RNA from Vigna umbellata (rice bean), 669 nucleotides. The record is from RefSeq and is a predicted model, not a curated record. Lineage: Eukaryota; Viridiplantae; Streptophyta; Magnoliopsida; Fabales; Fabaceae.